AGCUAACGGGACCCGGAGAGCAGACCGGAGGACACUCAAUUACAGCCUCCGUGCCAGCCAGCCUUUUCUUUUUUUUCUGUGUGCCAAAACGCGCACUUCUCCGCUCCGUUUGAGGACAUUUACGGCGUGCGUAAACGCGCAAUUACGCCUUGCGAUGGACUCCUUUUGUUCCGGCGAGAAAAAGACCAGUAAAGCAGUAAAACGGGAACCAUCCGGUGGAAAUACUAUCUGAUAACUCCAUUUGCAGCUUGUUGCCAGAGCUCGAGCCCCCCCUCCCCUCUCUCUCCACCUUCAGCAAAGGGUUUUUCUGCGGAGCUGGAGGCCGACCGCGCGCGACAUCCAGCUUUUUUUUUUUUUUUUUUUUUUUAACCUGUACUUUUUGGGACUGUUGUCGCGUACCUGUUUACCUGCCAGACGUUUAACUUUACAGCCAUUACGCUCAAAAGAGACAAACGAGGGACAAUGGUGAACCCCGGAGGCAGCAGCCAGCCACCGCCGGUGGGCACAGGCUCUCUGUCCUGGAAGCGGUGCGCAGGGUGCGGGGGCAAAAUCGCAGACCGUUUCCUCCUCUACACCAUGGACAGCUACUGGCACAGCCGGUGCCUCAAGUGCUCCUGCUGCCAGGCCCAGCUGGGCGAAAUCGGCACGUCGUGCUACACAAAAAGCGGCAUGAUCCUCUGCAGAAACGACUACAUCAGAUUAUUUGGAAACAGUGGCGCCUGCAGCGCUUGUGGUCAGUCCAUCCCGGCCAGCGAGCUGGUGAUGAGGGCGCAGGGCAACGUGUACCACCUCAAGUGUUUCACAUGUUCCACCUGCCGGAACCGGCUCGUCCCCGGAGACCGGUUCCACUACAUCAACGGCAGCCUGUUCUGCGAACACGACAGACCCACAGCACUCAUCAACGGCCAUUUGAGUUCACUGCAGACAAACCCACUACUGCCCGACCAGAAGGUGUGUUAGGCGGGAGCCGUGCAGGAAGCAGGAUGUGUGCCUUCAUUUUAGCCCUUACUCAUCGUCACCUGAGACAGCGUGGAUCAGCAGCACCCCGGCCUUUUAGCUGUGCUCCCAGGCCCUCCGCCCCAAAGGAACCCUCCACCCGCCCCACCAGUCACCUGACUUUUAUUUCUGCAGCCCAUACCCAACGCUCAGCCUUCGACCUUGGCUUUUCCCCAAAUACGGGAGGAUACUUGCACUUAAUGCACCUGAAAAGGGACGCUGAGGACUCCGUGACCUUGGAAUUAAAAAAAAAAGGCGACUCCGAGGGGACUCUUGAGGAAGAGAAAAUUGAAAAACACAUACGAGGAUGUUGUGAGGGGGAAGAGACUAACGAUGUGGAAGAGAUGCAGGCUUUUCAACUCUGCAUAUUUGUUUAAAGACAUUUUGGGGGAAAACCUGGGACCUUUUCAUUUUUCCUCUCUUCCUUUUCUAUCCUCAUUUCCCAACAACAUGGUGUUUCCACUUUAUAUAUUUUAAGUGUUGUCAAAGGGGAAUGUGUUUUUUUUCUUUGGUGGUAUAUAUAGAAAAAGAUGGGGUUUAAAAUUUUAAAAAAAAUCUGUGGCUUUUUGUGGAAAAACAAAUCAUGAACACUCUUCUUGGUGUAUUUGUAAAACUACCAUGUAUGUACAGUAUGCAUGUAAAUGUCGUUGUCCCGGCGUGGCUACAGUACAUCCGACCCUCCGCACCCCCCCCC
Plectropomus leopardus (leopard coralgrouper) is the source of this 1690-nucleotide messenger RNA. RefSeq names its product LIM domain only 4b (gene lmo4b). The record is from RefSeq and is a predicted model, not a curated record. Lineage: Eukaryota; Metazoa; Chordata; Actinopteri; Perciformes; Serranidae.